Messenger RNA from Penaeus indicus, 1665 nucleotides. RefSeq lists its product as uncharacterized. NCBI's taxonomy places the organism in Eukaryota, Metazoa, Arthropoda, Malacostraca, Decapoda, Penaeidae. Gene Ontology annotation, molecular function: G protein-coupled receptor activity. The record is from RefSeq and is a predicted model, not a curated record. The coding region runs from base 1 to 1665 and encodes 554 amino acids. The transcript has 5 exons.
AUGAGAACUGUAUCGAAGAUUGUUAAUCUUUCAACCAAUGAUAACGAUUCCCUCCUGAUCUUCAUUUUCCCGCAGGAUAACUUCAGAGUACAAACUGAAAAGCGAACUUUCCUGGACGCGAUGCCCCUUGGCAUGGGCUUGUGGUGCGCCCUGGCGUUCGCGUGGGCGCUGGCUGCGUCGGCUGCGGGUGAAGAGCAGGUACCCGUCUACACGGAGGCCCUGCGUUUGCCGCGGUGCUGCGCCCACGGACAGGCGCUUGCGACGGACGGGUCCUGCGUCCGCCACCGCCGCGCUGCCUUCACUCCGCAGGUCGUCAUGGGAGACACCCUGGUGGAGGCGGUCAACGUGGUCAAGGAGCCGCCGACGGCUGUGGUAUGCGCCGCGCUCGCGGGCAGCGAGAGAGUCGUGCCCGUCGUUCGCGGGGAAAUCGUCAUCCUCGCCGACCCCAAGUAUCCCGCGAUCGUGUACUGGAAGCCUCCCGGCAGCCAAGAGCCCGUCUCCAUUAAGGACUUCUGCGUUGCCGUCAGGGCACAGGAGGGGACGCAGGAGGACCAGUACCUCAUCAAAUUCUGCCAGCAGAACCCGGUUGCUCUCCCAACCGCAUGCCAGAGUACCUACUGCUUCAGGAAGUGCUGCCCAGAGGGCCAGGAAAUCAGUGGCAAAGGAUGCGUCGACAGUAUCGACCCCUGGCAGGCUGUGUUCUCUUCGAAGGACGACCUCACGGUGACCCUCCCUCCCCAUGCAGACCUGGACGUGGUUUACGGAAUGCCCCAGUGCGGGAACCCUCUGGUCUACGAAGACUUCACCCUCGGUCCCAAGGGUGACCUGCACCUGCCCGGCGCCGAGUCCUUGGCCCACACCCACUACUGCGUCGAAAGGAGACACAGUGCGGAAGGGCCGGCGAAGGAUGUUGCGAUUGUCUGCGCUGUAACGUGCGACUGGAACAAUAACAUCCUGCAGCCAGUGCUGCUGAGCGUGUCCUGCGUCUUCCUCUGCGUCACGGCAAUUAUCUACCUGUCGGUCCCAGGCCUCAGGAGCUCGCUCAACGGCCGCUGCCUCGUCUGCUUCGUUGUCUCCAUGUUCCUCGCGUUCCUCACCCUCCUUGUCAUCAAGCACCACCGAGAGGGCUUCGGCAGCUUCCAGUGCACGUUCUCAGGUUUGAUCUCUCAUCAUCUAUCUAGAAUUCUUUCAGAAAAUUCUUUUCGAUAUGAAAAAUUGACCAAUUGUUACACAGCCGCCGCUGCCGCCGCCGCCGCCGCCGCCGCCAGGGAGGAAGUCGCAAAGGCAAAGAACAGCCGACGCCGAAGGACAACGCCCGCCGAGUACCAAGGUCCAUGCUCCUCGGGGACAACCAAAUCCCAGAUACAAAAGUUCCAAGUACAAGUCCUAGGUACUUCGCAGGCCUCAGAGGCGGCGGCGCCCUCGCUUCUUGGGCAGGGCACGGGAGCCGCCGGUCUCUUCUCCAAUGUAGAGCAACAAUCCUCUGGACUCCGACACCCGCUGCACUCCUCCUACUCUAACGAAAAGCGUAAAGUUUCAAUACUUUUUGUGGUCAGCACCGAGUGCUUGUCGCCCUUGUUCGCCGCCACCCAAUACCAGUGCUUUGUUAUCUUGGUCGCUCGUUCUCUGACGUUCAAACUUCAAUUUAUGUCCCGAUGUAGAUAA